Linum tenue is the source of this 1809-nucleotide messenger RNA. NCBI's taxonomy places the organism in Eukaryota, Viridiplantae, Streptophyta, Magnoliopsida, Malpighiales, Linaceae. The record is from the annotation of a GenBank genome assembly.
AUGGUGAGAGAGCAAAAGGUGGAGUCUUUCUAUAAACGCCUUCGGGAGUCGGUCUCAGCUUCCACACUCUCACCUCUACUCAUAUUCCCGUCGACAUCAGAUGUAGAUUCACUCUGUGCGCUCAAGGUCAUUUUUAACAUCAUAGAGUCGGAUUCGAUCCGGUAUGCCUGCUACCCAGUGUCUUCUUUCCAAGAAAUUCACAAGUAUGCUGGCCAGGAUCUGACUUCUUCAUCACCUGAGGAGCCCAUUUCAAUCCUCUUAGUCAACUGGGGAUGCCAGCGUGAUUUGAGGAGGUUGCUGCAGUUGGGACCCGGGGUUCGGGUCUUCGUUGUCGAUAGCCACCGCCCGAUCCAUUUGCACAACCUGAAUGAGCAGAAUGAGAAUGUUGUGAUACUCUAUACUAGGGAGGAUGAGAGACAAGCUGACUUGGCUUAUGAUUUUUCUGAUGCGGCUCAUGAUUUCGAUGUUUCCGCUUUGGCUAAUGCUGGUGACUUGAACAGUGAUGAUGAGGGGAAUGAGAGUUCUGAUAGCGAGAGGGAUGAAGACAGUGACAGUGAGGAUGAGGAUGGAGAUGGGAAUGCAAGGAAGCGGCGGAAGGUAUCUAAAGAGAAUGAAGAUGACCCUCUUCAGCUUUACAGGAAAUUGAAGAGGGAAUACUAUAGCAUGGGUACUUUCCAUGGGAAGCCCUCUGGGUGCUUGAUGUAUGAACUGUCUCAUUCUUUGAGGAAGAAUACGAAUGAGCUGCUUUGGUUAGCUUGUGUCUCGCUAACUGAUCAGUUUGUUCACGAGAGGCUGACAGAUGAGAGGUACCAGGCUGGGGUGAUGGAGCUAGAACAGCACAUCAACAGUAUGGGAAAUCUGGAGGCAAUUACGGCAGUGACUCUGAAAGAUGGAACCAAGAUUCGAGCGCCUGAGUCAUCGAGAAUCUCAUAUGAAGACGAACCAAGACUUAUGUUGUUGCGGGAGUGGAAUUUGUUUGAUUCAAUGCUGUGCUCUUCCUACAUCGCACCCAAGUUGAAGACAUGGAGCGACAAUGGCAUGAAGAAGCUCAAGCUUCUGCUUGCCAGGAUGGGGUUUGCACUUGUGGAUUGCCAGCAGAAGUUUCAGUACAUGAACCUUGACGUGAAGAAAAAGAUGAAGGAUGAAUUCGAACGGUUCUUACCCGAGUAUGGGCUUAAUGAGUUUUACUACAGGAGUUUCCUGAGGCUGCAUGGUUAUAGCUCCAGAGUUUCAGCAGCAGAUGUGGUGUAUGGGGUGACAGCAUUGCUGGAAUCAUUUGUGAAUUCUGAUGGCUCUUGUGCUUCCAAGCAAUUCGGGGUGGCCUAUGAUGCACUGUCGUUGAACAAUCUCGACAAGUUACGAGCUGGAAUGCAACAGGCGAUCAAGGUGCAGAGGGCUAUUCUCAGGCAAGGAAGUGCAGCCAUAACCAAGAGCGGGUGUGUUAGAAGUGGGAGAAAGUUCAGGUGGGUGAAACUUGAGGACUCCAUCGACACCAAGCUGUUGGGAUACCCACAGGCCUUAACAAAGUUCUGCUACUUUGUAAUGGAUGCAUUGAGAGAGAAAGGAGCUCGGCCGAAGCCAUUGCUGUGCGCUUGCCUGUCACCAGAUGCAAACAAGAUGCUGAUAGUUGGAGUGUGCGGGAAGCCUCGACUGGGUGCGCUGAAAGGAAAUGCAUUUGGAGCUGCGUUCAGAAAUGCUGCGCAGGAGAUUGGAGCAGAGUACUUCCAUGAGUUAUUCGAGUCUUCCUGGAUUGUGUUAGAGAAAGAUGCGGUCAAUAACUUCAUGAUCAGAAUAACUGAGAAGCUCUGA